Fusarium mangiferae is the source of this 1317-nucleotide messenger RNA. RefSeq lists its product as uncharacterized. The coding region runs from base 1 to 1317 and encodes 438 amino acids. Gene Ontology annotation, biological process: biosynthetic process; amino acid metabolic process. The record is from RefSeq and is a predicted model, not a curated record. Gene Ontology annotation, molecular function: transaminase activity; pyridoxal phosphate binding. NCBI's taxonomy places the organism in Eukaryota, Fungi, Ascomycota, Sordariomycetes, Hypocreales, Nectriaceae. The transcript has 6 exons.
AUGGCAUCGUCAAAGGCAACACUCUCAAAGAGGGGUGAGGUUUUCGCGACGCCGGCGAGUAAGAUGCCGAUGCUGGAUGUAGUCAACGACCUAUGGCACGCAGAAACAAACCCUGGCGGAUACAUCAGUCUCGGAGUCGCUGAAAAUACAUUGAUGCACAAAGAACUGAUUCGACACAUCACCCAGAAUUUCAGUGUUGAUAGUCAUGCUCUAACAGCCGGUGAUGGGUUCACAGGCUCUCAUCGUCUACGAAAUACCCUCGCAAGAUUCAUCAACCGCCACUUUAGCCCAUUUGAAGACAUCACCAGAGAUCAAGUCAUUGUCACAUCUGGUGUAGGCCAGGCCAUCGAGCUCAGUGGCUUCGCGCUCUGCGACAGAGCAAGUUUAGUCUAUCUAACCGUUUAUAGAGCCAAGAUUGUCGGUGUCUCGUUUGGAGAUGUAGAUCCCUUUAGUAUUGAGACGGUUAACUAUUAUGAGAAAGCCUUGGAAGAAGCUGAAAAGCAAGGGAUCCGGGUCAGAGUGUUCUUGCUAUGCAACCCCCAUAACCCCUUAGGUCGAUGUUAUACCCCCGAGGUUCUGAAAGCGUAUAUGCAAUUCUGCCAGAAGCAUAACCUACACCUCAUCAGUGACGAGGUAUAUGCUCUGUCGGUCUGGAAGAACCCAGAAGCCCCUGGUGCAACGGAGUUUACAUCAGCUUUGGCUAUCAACCCGGAUGGUCUGAUUGAUAGAGACCUCCUACAUGUCCUAUGGGGAAUGGGCAAGGACUUUGGUUCAUGCGGUCUCAGGAUAGGUUGCCUCAUCAGUCGAAAUGAAGCGUUUCUAAGAGCUUGCGAAGCAAACUCUUACUUCUCUGGCCCUUCAUCUCUAGCUGACCUCACGACCGCACGUGUUCUUUCCGACGAUGCAUUUAUCGAGAACUACGUUAAGACCAAUCGAUUGCGAUUAGCAGAGAACUAUAAGCUUACAACCGAGUUUCUCAAGAGUCGAAAGAUUCCCUAUAAAGAAGGAUCCAAUGCGGGAUUGUUCGUCUGGGCAGAUCUAUUCCAGCCCUUGCGCGCUCAGAUCGACGUCACUUUACAGGAAGAAGGGAUGGGAGGUCCUGGCGAAGCACUGAGGACUCUUGAGUCGAGUCUGCAAGACACCUUGCUACAGCACAAGAUCUUCUUGGCUCUCGGUGCUGAUUUUGGAAGCGAUGUACCCGGCUGGUUCCGGAUUGUGUUUGCUCAUGAAGCGACUUAUCUGAAGCUGGGUCUGGAGCGCAUGACCAAAGCUAUUGAAGCUUUCAGAGGUCAGCUUGAGUCGAUAGAAAGUGAAUGA